GAAGAGAAAAGAAAACCACGGCCUCGUGGCCUCACCUCCACUUCUUCCCUGCUUCCCAUGCGCCGCGUGACCUGAGCCGCCCUCGCCGCCUCCACUCCUCGCGCUCGCGACCCUGCCUUGCCGCCGCCGAAUCCUUCGCCGACGCGCGGCUCCGAGCCACCCCGUUGGGAUUGUCCGUCUGCCCCGACCGCCCAAUCCUCCCACCUCUGCCUGAUUGGCCGCUUCUUACUCGGGAUCUCGCGGGGCCGGCCGGCGCAAGGUUAGGGCUUCGGGCCCAUGGCGUGGCGGCGCGUCCUCACCCAGAUUGCAAGGCACCGACCGACAAAUGCAAUCUACAAUGAACUAAUAGCUUCCUCCCCUAUGGGCACUCUUAGAAGUGACAUCACUGCAGGUGCCAGAAUUAGAAACUUACAAGAGAGGUAUCAGUCAAGCUAUAUUGGUAGCCUUGCGCGCCGGGUGCGAGACCUAGACUCACCAAGCGGAACUUCUCUGCUCAAAGAGAUUUACAGAAGUGACCCAGAACGUGUUAUACAAAUAUUUGAAAACACUCCUUCAUUGCGUUCCAAUCCUUCAGCACUUUCUGAGUAUGUAAAAGCUCUUGUAAGGGUUGAUAGGCUGGAUGAUAGCACCUUGCUUAAAACAUUGCAGAGAGGUGCUGCUGCUUCUGCAAGGGGGGAAGAAAGCUUUGUUAGCGUUCCAGCAUUAAAUAGUGCUGGUCAAGUGACAAAAGAUGGAACUCUUGGCACUGCAAAUGCACCUAUUCACAUGGUUACAGCGGAAACAGGUCAAUUUAAGGAUCAGCUGUGGCGUACUUUCCGAAGCAUUGCACUAACUUUCCUUCUAAUUUCCGGCAUCGGGGCUCUCAUCGAGGAUAGAGGAAUCAGCAAAGGCCUUGGUCUGAAUGAAGAGGUUCAACCAAGCAUGGAGUCUAGUACGAAAUUCAGUGAUGUAAAGGGGGUUGAUGAAGCCAAAUCUGAACUUGAGGAAAUAGUUCACUAUCUCCGAGACCCCAAGCGCUUCACACGUCUUGGUGGAAAACUUCCAAAAGGUGUCUUGCUUGUUGGCCCUCCUGGCACUGGGAAAACCAUGCUAGCGAGGGCUAUUGCUGGUGAAGCUAGUGUUCCUUUCUUCUCAUGCAGUGGUAGUGAGUUUGAAGAGAUGUUUGUGGGAGUAGGAGCUCGAAGAGUGCGAGACCUUUUUGCUGCAGCCAAAAAACGAUCUCCUUGCAUAAUAUUCAUUGAUGAAAUUGAUGCAAUUGGUGGCAGCAGGAAUCCAAAGGAUCAACAGUACAUGAAGAUGACCUUGAACCAGUUGCUUGUUGAGUUAGAUGGCUUUAAGCAGAACGAGGGUAUAAUUGUCAUCGCUGCAACCAAUUUCCCUGAGUCGUUAGAUAAAGCCCUAGUCAGACCUGGGCGCUUUGACCGUCAUAUUGUUGUUCCCAACCCAGAUGUUCAGGGCCGGCGGCAAAUUCUAGAGUCCCAUAUGUCAAAGGUCUUGAAGGGUGAUGAUGUGGACUUGAUGAUCAUUGCCAGGGGAACGCCGGGAUUCUCAGGUGCAGACCUUGCUAACUUGGUAAAUGUCGCUGCUCUUAAGGCUGCCAUGGAUGGUGCGAAAGCUGUCACAAUGAAUGAUCUUGAGUAUGCGAAGGACCGAAUCAUGAUGGGUAGUGAGCGGAAGUCAGCAGUUAUCUCUGAUGAAUGCAAGAAAUUGACGGCAUACCAUGAGGGAGGGCAUGCCCUUGUUGCCAUCCACACAGAAGGUGCCCACCCUGUCCACAAAGCUACCAUCGUGCCCAGGGGGAUGGCCCUUGGAAUGGUGGCCCAACUCCCUGAAAAAGAUGAGACUAGUGUGUCAAGGAAACAGAUGUUGGCAAAUUUGGAUAUCUGCAUGGGAGGACGUGUGGCAGAGGAGCUUAUAUUUGGGGAUAGUGAGGUGACAUCUGGUGCUUCAUCCGACUUCCAGCAGGCAACUGUGAUGGCAAGAGCAAUGGUUACUAAAUAUGGUAUGAGCAAGCAGGUCGGCCUUGUUUCAUACAAUUACGAGGAUGAUGGAAAGAGCAUGAGCUCGGAAACAAGACUUCUGAUUGAGCAGGAGGUGAAGAAUUUCUUGGAGAAAGCAUACAAUAACGCAAAGACUAUUCUCACAAAACACAAUAAGGAGCUCCAUGCUCUAGCCAAUGCACUUCUUGAGCAUGAGACCCUCACCGGAGCUCAGAUAAAGAAUAUAUUGGCCCAGGUAAAUAACAAACAGCAGCAGGAGCAUGCUAUUGACGCACCACAGAAGACCCCAGCAACAUCAGCUUCCCCUGCGUCACCAGCUGCAUCAGCGGCAGUGGCAGCAGCUGCAGCCGCUGUGGCAGCGCAGCAAGCUGCAACCAAAGCCAAGGGGGUAGCUGGUAUCGGGUCUUAGCAUAUGGAGCAUCAACCGGUUUGCACUGUGUAUAUUCACCAAACUAGCAGGUUGUUCCAGCAAUUGACGGUUGGUGAGGUUCAGGAGGAGUAUGCUAUACAGCUGCAGAAUAGAACAUACUGAUUGUGUGUAAGCUACUGUUCGUGCCCCUCAAGUGAAAAACAAAAAACAUAAAAAAAUCGCACAUUGUAGAAGGCACAUUUAGCCGGUGCUUGAAUCAGUUUUGUACCCACAUCCCAAACGAUUUCUGUUGUUUACAUCCUAAUAAUUGUCGGCAUUCAAUCCGCCUUAUGUACUAACAGAGCAUAAAGUGGAUGACAUUCGGAAAUAUGGAUAAGGUGUCCUGUGCGCUUGAAUACAAUGUGGCAGCUGCUGAGUCUCUUUCUCUGCCCU
This is a messenger RNA of Phragmites australis (common reed), 2802 nucleotides long. Its product is annotated as ATP-dependent zinc metalloprotease FTSH 5, mitochondrial-like. The record is from RefSeq and is a predicted model, not a curated record. Gene Ontology annotation, cellular component: chloroplast thylakoid; membrane. NCBI's taxonomy places the organism in Eukaryota, Viridiplantae, Streptophyta, Magnoliopsida, Poales, Poaceae. Bases 277 to 2409 code for a protein of 710 amino acids. Gene Ontology annotation, molecular function: ATP binding; metalloendopeptidase activity; ATP-dependent peptidase activity. Gene Ontology annotation, biological process: proteolysis. The transcript is spliced from 7 exons.